Molecule: messenger RNA, 1809 nt
Organism: Engraulis encrasicolus (European anchovy)
Lineage: Eukaryota; Metazoa; Chordata; Actinopteri; Clupeiformes; Engraulidae
Product: sialic acid-binding Ig-like lectin 10
Exons: 10
Coding region: 1-1134 (377 amino acids)
Source: RefSeq, a predicted model, not a curated record
AUGACCCUGAGGGAUGUGAGGCACACAGAUAUUGCUUCAUAUCAUGCCAGGAUUGAAACAAGCCGAAAUAUUGCAGACCUUAUCGUCCAAGCAUCGGGACCAGCGAUUGAGGGACAUGAUGUGAAGCUGAGCUGCGUUAGUGACUGUACUUUGAGACCAAGCUCCAGGAUCAUGUGGAAGAAGGAUGGACAUGUUAUAGGCCUAUCUGAUGCAAACAGACUCACCGAUGCCCUCAUUCUCCGCAACGUCUGGACUGGGGAUGAUGGGGAAUAUUCUUGUGCUAUAGAAGGACAAAAGGAUCAUCCAUCUCGAACACUGAGGAUUAAAGUUAUGUAUCGUCCAAGGAACAUCUCUGUAUCUGUACGCUCUGAAGGUGCAAUACUAGAGGGACAUUCUGUAAUUCUAAGUUGCCUAAGUGAUGCUGUACCGCCAGCUAGCUACAAGUGGUACAGGAAGACUGGGGAUGCAUCAUCAAUGGAGUCAUUACAGCAGUUUUACCCCAUUACUCGCGUCACCUCAGAACACUGUGGCCAUUACUAUUGCGUGGCUACAAAUGUGCACGGUACCGAGAAGUCUGCUGAUGUCCAACUUGAUGUCCAGUAUCCACCAAAAAAUGCAUCCAUCUCAGUCAGCCCCACUGGUGACAUACUGGAGGGCAGUUCUGUAAUGCUGACCUGCAGCAGUGAUGCCAACCCACCAGUGCACACCUACACCUGGUACAAGAAGAAUGUGUCCAUUCUACAGAAUUUCAGCAUCAGUGCCGUCGGCCCUGAAGACAGUGGAGAGUAUUACUGCCAGGCUCUGAAUAAACAUGGCGGCAUGAACUCAACUUUAUUCCAUCUUAAUGUGCUAUACCCACCUAAAUGGACAGUAGGGCAAAUGGCACUUGAUGACCAUCAGGAUGAUGAUGUCACCCUGACCUGCAGCAGUGAUGGGAACCCACCUGUGGAAACCUACACCUGGUACAGAAAAUCAGGAGAUUACACCACUCAUGUGGGAUCGGGGAAUGUCUACAGGUUCGCUCUGACCUCCACCACUGCUGGGUUUUACCACUGUGAAGCAGCAAACAAACUGGGAUCUCAGAACGCCACUGCUCUGGAGGUGUCCUUACCAGAAGAAAGAGGAGGAGCUUGAUGGCUGCACCCGCUGGAGACAGCAAUAACACCAACAGGAUCUCACAGGCAGUGGAUAACGAUUACAUCACCCUAGACCCAGCUGAGGGGGGCGAAGCCACCAGCCCAGGUGGUGAGGAGACAGGUGGUGACGUCCUGUAUGCAGAUGUUCUCUUCAAGAGGUCCAGACAGCAAGAGGAGGUGCCUCUCUACUCCAAUGUGCAGAUAGCUACAGACACGGAGGUGCCUCUCUACUCCACUGUCCAGAUGCCCAGGAGUCCAAGGCAAAGGGCAGAGGAGGUGGAGUAUGCCGCUGUGAAUUUCUCACGCCCCUCUGCUGCCACCAGUUCUGUGGAAUCUAUGGACACCUACAGCACAGUGAACUAACCAAGACAACACAAGACCUUAAAGACAGAGUAGGCCUGAGUAAUAUUUUUAGUCGUUUAUUUCAAGAAUUCACAAACUACUAAAACUGUUACAUACCUUUACCUAACUGUCUUACGUGACAUUAAAUUGCACUUUUCAUUUUGGAUUUUGCGCUUAAUUCACAUCCCGUCAAUGUAACUGAACCACUGUGAAAUAAUGACUGUAUAAUAUGUUUGUAUUGACUCUAUAAGAUAAAUGCCUUGUUUAGAUGUGUCACUUCUAUUUUAUUUUUAUUUUCAAUGUGCAGUCAUAUAGAAUACACUUUGAAGAA